UCACAUUCUCCUUCCCUACUGACCCUACGCUGCUUCCAGUCAAUCAGAAUGUCUUCCACUUGCUCCGAAUCUUCAGAGUCGCCGGACGGCUUCUUAGGAUAUCGAUACCCUCGUAUAAGCAGCCGAUCCACAUUCGUACUCUCCACGCUCUUGCCAGCAUUGAUUCAGCGCAGGCUCUCGAAGCUACGCCAUUUCCGACCAACAUUCGUGCAAGAUGAGACGUUGAGUCAACACAGUCAUUUAGCAGGCUACCUUGAGGAAGACUCCGAAGGCAGUGUAACACCACCACCAUCCUACGCGACCGACGACAACAGAGACUUAAGCUGUCAAAGUCAGCCAGCUGUGCUGCGGUGGGUACAGGAGACAAGAAUGCCAGGAAGAGUGCCGAGUCGGCCAACGUCUUCUGGAAGUAACACGCCGACCGGCAUGGAAGAGCCUCUGCAAGAUACCGAGCGAGGAUCCAGCAGUGGCGUGCAAUGGAAAUAUGCGAAUCCAGGACUUGCGUCAAUUAAGCUUGCACAGUCUGAGGACGCUGCAGCUGGCUCGAGCUCCAUGUUUCCCCGCAAGCAGUAUAUCUCCGGUGUAGCCUGUCUACUGCAUGGUUUGCCGCAGGAGCUCAGUAAGGACGAGUUACAAAACCUUCGCGAAGCACUACCGCAAUCACUCAAGGCAGACGCCACCACAGAUGGCCAGCUUGCAGUCCGAUCGAAAGGGGACAACAACAAUGUUCCUGGGCGGCCAUUAGCACAACGGUCGACGCUCCAAAACUGGGUUGCAAUGUUCACGUUGUACAUGUUCCUCGUUGCUUCAUUCAUUCUUCCCUACGUGCGGUUCUUGCUCCGAGAAGCAUACCAAUUUGAUCGAAAACACAAGAUUAGCGAUAAGCUUCUGUCGCACGGCAUCGACACAGCCGCUGCAAUGAGACGACACACGCUUACCAUUGCGACACAAGUCUGUUCGAUGAAUGAUGGCAAGGUCGGAGAACAGCUCAAAGAUGUCAGUAUGUAUAUGGUACAAGGCGUUAGUGCUGGUGUCUACGAUGGGAUUGGAGAGGGAAUGCAAGUCCUCGGCCUAAGAGCAAACAAGAGGGAGUGAGAACAAGUCCAUGCGAGGGGGAUUUGUUGGAUACCUGACGAUGGCAAGACACAACCCGAUUUUCGUCUUUCACCUCAGCAUUGCAUAUGGGUUUUCAGGCGUUCCAUGGCGACAGCAUCCGAUGCGGCAGUACUCUCCGGACUUGAGCCACGCAUUCGAACUCGAUACGAGGACGACACCGGCACGAUUUUCCGAUUGCAUUUGAGUGCGGUUGCAUGAGUUUUAUGACGAACAUGAUGAUAUGCUUUGUACAGCGAAUUGUUAGCGUUUUGAGCGAGCGAGCUGUUGCAAUGACGUUUGACUGGACCCCGCAGGCAACCUCUG
This is a messenger RNA of Cercospora beticola, 1419 nucleotides long. RefSeq lists its product as uncharacterized. The record is from RefSeq and is a predicted model, not a curated record. Lineage: Eukaryota; Fungi; Ascomycota; Dothideomycetes; Mycosphaerellales; Mycosphaerellaceae.